Molecule: messenger RNA, 375 nt
Organism: Striga hermonthica
Lineage: Eukaryota; Viridiplantae; Streptophyta; Magnoliopsida; Lamiales; Orobanchaceae
Source: the annotation of a GenBank genome assembly
AUGGGACAAGAAACCACCAUAACAUUAUGCUUCAUUGCCCUCUUUUGCUUCCUCAACCAAGGUUUAUGCUCGGCUCAAACUUCACUAUGCUCUGCAAAAACCUUCAAGAUUGACGUGAUCUCAAUAGGAAAAUCCGAAUGGAAGGUUGACAUAACAAACACGUGUGUAUGCACGAGUUUGGGGCUGAAACUGUCUUGCCCUGAUUUCAACCCCAUAGUUGAUGUCGACCCUUCGAUUAUUUCCAAGUAUGACGACACCCACUGUUUGGUCAAUGGUGGAAGUCCGUUGCACGGAGGCGAAACCUUUAGCUUCACUUAUGUUGGCUAUGAUAAAGCCCAUUUCACACUAUUCGAUUUUAUGGUGGCUUGUUCCUAA